CUGACUUCAUUUUUUUUUUUCUCAGGGGUGGUGGCCGCUGUUUUGCUCCAUAGCUCCCAUAGUGAACCCACGAAAGCAUGGGAAUGUUGCGAGGAGAUUUCUGAGGAAACUUGAGAUAAAGUGUGUAAUAAGUUAGCGUAAGUUGCUCAGACGCUGUUUUAACAUCAGAGGAGCUCAGCGGUAAACACCGGAGGCCGUCAGCGGGAGCCUGUUGGGACGUUUCUCCAGCGAGCAGUUCCGGACAAAGGAAAAGAAACCUGAGCUAAAGCUAGCUGGCUCUCUUAAGCAAUGCAGGCCAUUAAGUGUGUCGUUGUAGGGGACGGUGCUGUGGGUAAGACAUGUCUGCUCAUCAGCUACACCACCAAUGCCUUUCCUGGAGAAUACAUCCCCACAGUGUUUGACAACUACUCCGCCAAUGUUAUGGUGGAUGGGAAACCAGUCAACCUGGGCCUUUGGGAUACAGCUGGACAAGAAGACUACGACAGACUCCGCCCACUCUCCUACCCCCAGACGGAUGUGUUCCUUAUCUGCUUUUCACUCGUGAGUCCUGCCUCGUUUGAAAACGUCCGUGCCAAGUGGUACCCUGAGGUCAGACACCACUGUCCCAACACUCCCAUCAUCCUGGUGGGCACCAAGCUGGAUCUGAGGGACGACAAGGACACCAUGGAGAAGCUGAAGGAGAAGAAACUCUCCCCCAUCACUUAUCCUCAAGGGUUGGCCAUGGCCAAAGAGAUUGGCUCCGUCAAGUACCUGGAGUGCUCAGCCCUGACUCAGCGUGGCCUUAAAACUGUGUUCGACGAGGCCAUCCGGGCCGUUCUGUGCCCCCCACCCGUCAAGAAGAAGGGCAAGAAAUGCUCUCUCCUCUAAGGCCGCCUGCAGUUUGAACGGUUACAGGGGAACAUGAACGCUAGCAGUGAGAGGGUGGCUAAAGGCACAGGAGAAACACACCAGUAUACACUCACAAUCAAUGUACUUCAGAUUCUGUCCUUAAGUGUAGCUCAAGCAGUUUUCAUGGAAAUAAAUCAGAUCCAGGUUUAGGCGAAGGGUUUGGGCGAUUAACAGUCCUAAUAACUCUUUACUGUAUAGACAAGACUAUGAACUUUUUGAGGCCUUCUAAAAUCGAUUGGAUGUUUUUCUAAAAAUGGACUGCAGGUUGUCUUUAAUUUCCUCUUCCACUUGUUGUCCACGUUUUUUUGUUGUUGUUUACAGUCGGGUUGAUUGUUGUAAGUGGAAAUAAUAUUGCCAAAUACAUUCUGCACACAUGCUGGUUUUUAGCCGAAAAUGAGAGUCUAGAUCUGUCGAUUCAGAUCUGUAACGUUUGCUGUUCAUUCAGCUCCUCCAUCAAUGGCAUUUUUAACUCACAAGUUCACUUCGUCCUUGACAACAAGGAGUAUGAAGUAACCUGGAGGAUCUGUACAGUUUCAAAUGAGUCCUUGAGUAACAUAACCUACUUACUUACCAUCAGUCUGUCAACCCUAGAAUGAUUAAUGACGCCUAAAACAAAACGGGGAGAAGAUCAGAUACCAACAGUGCUGUAACUCCCCGAAAAAUGUAAUGAAUCCAGUAUUUUCUACAUUUCAUCUAAUUAAAUUUGUAAUUUUCUUUCUGCUUUCCCUAAAUGCGUCUCAACCGAGCGGCUGCCUGUGAGUGCAAAAGCUGAAAACAUGAUUACAUAUUGGAACAGAAAUGUUCAGAUGUCUUGGUGAUGGGGGGAACAAGAGCACAUCUUUUAAUGCUCUGUGGGCAUUUACCGAAUACCUUUUGUGCAACACUUUUGAUUUAUUUUCUUUACGCAUCACUACUGGCUAAGCAAUGUCACAAUGAAGAGCAUAUAUGCCUGCUAAUAACAGUAACACAAAGCUACUGUCGGUUAUGGUGUAGUAGACAGUGUAAUCAUCUUUUUGUUAUAAUCGUGAUUUGACUAUUUUGUAUCUUUCUUCAUACGUUACACACUCACUGUAUUGUUUAACUAACACUAUGGAUAUCUUUUUUUUUUAUUAUUACCUCUACGGUUAACGCUACCUUAAUCUCCCUUCAAGCCUAGCUUUUUGUAAUUAAUGCUGAUAGCAUGUCUGUGCAUCAUAUACUGAAAACUAAGAUUAGAAUUGCUACAGUUAUAUAUAUUUUUUGCCUAUUUACAAAAUGUAUUUGAACUACUAGAUCAGGGGUUAAGUACACGUUGCUCAUCGGUAUUCAGAAAUCAAGCUGUGCUUUUAUCCAAGCCAAUGUUGUGACUCUCUUAGUUUUGAGGAUUAAAAACUAUUGUCACUUUUUGAAAAAGCCAAUAAAUUCCUGUAAAAACACUU
Molecule: messenger RNA, 2306 nt
Organism: Xiphophorus maculatus (southern platyfish)
Lineage: Eukaryota; Metazoa; Chordata; Actinopteri; Cyprinodontiformes; Poeciliidae
Product: ras-related C3 botulinum toxin substrate 1
Exons: 6
Coding region: 289-867 (192 amino acids)
Biological process (GO): actin filament organization; regulation of actin cytoskeleton organization; establishment or maintenance of cell polarity
Cellular component (GO): cytoplasmic vesicle; cell projection; plasma membrane
Molecular function (GO): GTP binding; GTPase activity; protein kinase binding
Source: RefSeq, a predicted model, not a curated record